GUUUUGUCGGCCCUGCUCUCCCUAGCCAACUAGUUUUGUCUAUACCAGGUUUUCUCCACAUUGCCCUGCCCCACGGAACUUACCAAGCUUGAAAAACUUUAAGAACUUAAAAACUAAAAGUAAUACAGAAGAGAACUGCCCUCAGUCCACGCACCAGCCAGCUCCAUUAUGGCAACGCGGAGCCCCAGCAUUGUGAUUAGUGAUGAUGAAUCAGGUUAUGACCUAGAUUUAUUUUGUAUACCUAAUCAUUAUGCUCAGGAUUUGGAAAAGGUGUUUAUUCCUCAUGGAUUAAUUAUGGACAGGACGGAACGGCUUGCACGAGAUGUGAUGAAGGAGAUGGGAAACCAUCACAUCGUAGCCCUCUGUGUGCUCAAGGGGGGCUAUAAAUUCUUUGCUGACCUGCUGGAUUACAUUAAAGCACUGAACAGAAAUAGUGACAGAUCCAUUCCUAUGACUGUAGAUUUCAUUAGACUGAAAAGCUACUGUAAUGACCAGUCAACAGGGGAUAUAAAAGUAAUUGGUGGAGAUGAUCUCUCAACUUUAACUGGAAAGAAUGUCUUGAUUGUUGAAGAUAUAAUUGACACUGGCAAAACAAUGCAAACCUUGCUUUCCUUGGUCAAGCAGUAUAAUCCAAAGAUGGUCAGGGUUGCAAGCUUGCUGGUGAAAAGGACUCCUCGAAGUGUUGGAUACAGACCAGACUUUGUUGGAUUUGAAAUUCCAGACAAGUUUGUUGUAGGUUAUGCCCUUGACUAUAAUGAAUAUUUCAGGGAUUUGAAUCAUGUUUGUGUCAUUAGUGAAACUGGAAAAGCAAAAUACAAAGCCUAAGACGAGUGUUCCAAUUGAGUUUGGAGACAUCUAGAGUCCCCUUGAAAUCACUAGUAAAAUGAUGAAAUGUUCUACAUCUGUGGCCAGC
This is a messenger RNA of Puma concolor (puma), 913 nucleotides long. RefSeq names its product hypoxanthine phosphoribosyltransferase 1 (gene HPRT1). Gene Ontology annotation, molecular function: hypoxanthine phosphoribosyltransferase activity; magnesium ion binding. Gene Ontology annotation, cellular component: cytosol. Gene Ontology annotation, biological process: guanine salvage; GMP salvage; purine ribonucleoside salvage. The record is from RefSeq and is a predicted model, not a curated record. NCBI's taxonomy places the organism in Eukaryota, Metazoa, Chordata, Mammalia, Carnivora, Felidae.